CGCCCCCAGCGGCCGCCGAGGGUCGUUGCGGGGCCGCCGAGACGGACAUGGCUUCGGCGGGAGGCGGCGACUGUGAGGGUGCCGGGCCCGAGAGCGAGCGGCCCCAGCCGCGGCCCUUUCUGAUCGGGGUGAGCGGCGGCACGGCGAGCGGCAAGUCCACGGUGUGUGAGAAGAUCAUGGAGCUGCUGGGCCAGAACGAGGUGGACCACCGGCAGCGCAAGCUGGUCAUCCUCAGCCAGGACCGCUUCUACAAGGUGCUGACGGCGGAGCAGAAGGCCAAGGCCCUGAAGGGACAGUACAACUUCGACCACCCGGAUGCUUUUGAUAAUGAUUUGAUGCACAAAACCCUGAAGAACAUCGUGGAGGGAAAAACUGUGGAGGUCCCCACUUACGAUUUUGUGACCCACUCAAGGCUGCCGGAAACCACAGUGGUGUACCCAGCGGACGUGGUUCUGUUUGAGGGCAUCUUGGUGUUCUACAGCCAGGAGAUCCGGGACAUGUUCCACCUGCGUCUCUUUGUGGACACCGACUCGGAUGUCAGGCUGUCUCGAAGAGUGCUCCGGGACGUGCAGCGGGGCCGGGACCUGGAGCAGAUCCUCACGCAGUACACCACCUUUGUCAAGCCCGCCUUCGAGGAGUUCUGCCUACCAACUAAGAAGUAUGCCGAUGUGAUCAUUCCUCGGGGCGUUGACAACAUGGUCGCCAUCAACCUGAUCGUGCAGCACAUCCAGGACAUUCUCAACGGUGACGUGUGCAAGCGGCACCGAGGAGGAGCCAACGGGCGCAACUUCAAGAGGACCUUCCCCGAGCCCGGGGACCGCCCCGGGGUGCUGGCCUCCGGCAAGCGGUCCCACCUGGAGUCCAGCAGCAGACCCCACUAAGGGGCCCGAGUGCGGCCAGGGCGCUCACCUGCUCUGAACAGGUAGCUGGGCCUCCCGGGCGGCGUCAGGACCCAGGCCUUUCUCCUGAGGGCGGAUUCGUUCCCACAGGGCCAAGCAUUCCACGUGCACUGCUCCCUCUGGCCGAGGGGGGUGGAUGACCCCUUGGGGUGGCCUGAGGUGUUGCUUCCCAGGGCAGCAGGCCCCGGCUGGCCUGGUGUCAGGAAGGAGUCCACAUUGAGCCGUGGCUCACAUGCACAGCACCGAAGCGCACUUUGAGCCAUUUUCUUUUUCCUAAUGCAAAGUCAGUUGGGCCCCAAACCUGGUUCAGGAAGCCAGCCAGGCUGGGGCCCACCAAGCAAGCGAGCGAGCAAGCAAGCGCUGACCUGAACCUUGGACGGAUUGGUCCCGGACUCCGGGCCUAACCACACUCACUGCAGGCAGCAGCAGCACACGCGAGGCGGGGCUCCCGGCAGCAGCGGUGGAGCAAUGGCUGUGGUUGUCCAGUGCAGUGGACAGCAGGGCAGGCCGCCUCCAGCCCCACAGAGACACGGCCUAAUGCCAGAUGGUCUCGGGCGUGUCACACUGGAACACGUGGCCUCACCAGCAAUGCGUUUUCACUCCCAGGCAGCCAAGGCCCUUGCCUUCCGGUUGUG
Dipodomys ordii (Ord's kangaroo rat) is the source of this 1534-nucleotide messenger RNA. RefSeq names its product uridine-cytidine kinase 1 (gene Uck1). The transcript has 7 exons. The record is from RefSeq and is a predicted model, not a curated record. Gene Ontology annotation, cellular component: cytoplasm; cytosol. Bases 48 to 881 code for a protein of 277 amino acids. Gene Ontology annotation, molecular function: ATP binding; kinase activity. NCBI's taxonomy places the organism in Eukaryota, Metazoa, Chordata, Mammalia, Rodentia, Heteromyidae.